Messenger RNA from Haliotis rubra (blacklip abalone), 1071 nucleotides. RefSeq lists its product as uncharacterized. The transcript has a single exon. Gene Ontology annotation, biological process: DNA integration. The coding region runs from base 1 to 1071 and encodes 356 amino acids. Gene Ontology annotation, molecular function: nucleic acid binding. Lineage: Eukaryota; Metazoa; Mollusca; Gastropoda; Lepetellida; Haliotidae. The record is from RefSeq and is a predicted model, not a curated record.
AUGAAAGGUGAACUUACAGCAGAAGAAAUAGCAGACUCUGAACACAGAGUCAUUGCCCGUGCACAGGAGGAGUCAUUUUCAGUAGAAUAUGCUGCUUUGCUAUCAGGGAAGAUGUUGCCUUCCAGUUCUAAACUCCUUACACUUCAGCCACAACUGGAUGAACAUGGAGUCAUGAGAAUGAGUGGGCGCCUAGGUGAUGCUGAAUGUUUGCCUCUUGGAGCAAGAUUUCCAAUAAUUCUGCCUCGCAAAAGUUGGGUGAUAAAGCUCAUAAUAAAACAGUAUCACGAGGACGGUAAACAUGUACUGGGAACAAACCAGACGUUGGCUGUUGUGCCGGGCACGUACUGGACUAUCUCAGGACGAGAAGCUAUACGAGAAUGGGAGAGGGAAUGUGCUAGAUGUCAUAGGGACAAAGCAAGACCUGCUUGUCCACUGAUGGCACCAUUACCGAAAAUGAGACUCCAAAAGUCACUCCGUGCAUUCAGCCAGACUGGGGUGGAUUAUGCUGGGCCAUUUAUCACAGUGCAAGGCAGAGGAAAGGCACGUCAAAAACGUUAUUUAUGUUUAUUCACAUGUUUAACUUCUCGAGCCGUUCACCUGGAGAUGGCAUAUAGCUUGGACACAAGUGCUUUCUACAGAAUGGUAAAUCGAAGAGGCCUACCACAAGAGGUCAUAUCGGACAACGGAACCAACUUUGUUGGUGCCGUUAAAGAACUCAAGGAACUUUUUCGCAAUCUGGAUCAAGACGCUGUUCAACGUUCCCUGGCUAAUCGAGGAGUGAAAUGUCACUUCAACCCUCCAUACUCGCCACACUUUGGAGGGGUAUUCGAGACGAUGAUAAAAUCGGCUAAACGUGCCAUCUUCGCUAUCCUGGGGAAUGGUGAUGUCACAGACGAGGAACUGGAAACUGCAUUUACUGGAGCUGAAGCCCUGAUCAACUCGCGUCCUCUCACCUAUCAGUCAACUCAUCCCCAAGAUGUGAUUCCUCUGACACCGAAUCACUUCCUGCACGGCCAGAUCGGAGGGAUAUUUGCUCCAGAAUCCGUAGACACUACAGAUUACCAUCCAUGA